AUGGUUAGUUUUUGGCCGCGUCCGCGCAAUGCUGCCUCGCGGCUUUUGGACCCCCCCGCCCCGCGCCAACCGCCCAGCCCGCUGCGUCCGGUCACAGACCCCGUCACACCGUCAAUCUCCACUACUUAUCCGAACGCGCCGAUACCUUGUAUUAAUCAUUUUCCCUUCCGAAAAUCGCCCGCAAUAAAGAUCCUAUCGCGAAGGCCCGGGAGCACCAGCGGCGCGCCGGACUCUUUCGUAACCGCGCAAUUGUCAAACCGAUAUCGCAAGCAAUAUUCACUGGGGCGUGCUUUGUCCACUACGAACUGGUUCAUUGUGCCGCCAAAAUUAAUCUCGUGGGGGUUUAGCUGCGUCACAAAGGCCCGGCGUGCCGGCGCGUACGGUAACGGUGUCGCCGCUUUAUCCGCGAGAUGGAGCCCAUUACGGGAGCCGCGCGGGCGCUGCGCGUGCCGUCUAGCCGCAGAUACGGCGCACCGUUUGUCGGGCGGUGUACAAAAACGGACUCCCCGACGACAGGAAUUAACCUCGCCUUACACUCGAGCUCAAUUAAUCGUACUACUGUACGUUUCACGCCCGUGUCGUUUGCAGUGUAACGAACGCGAAAGCCGCCACCGCCGCCCCGCAGCGGAGGACCGAACUGACAGCGCCCAGCUAAUCGACUUCCUAAAAACAGGAGCGAGAGCGCAUCACGUC
Messenger RNA from Iphiclides podalirius (scarce swallowtail), 693 nucleotides. The record is from the annotation of a GenBank genome assembly. NCBI's taxonomy places the organism in Eukaryota, Metazoa, Arthropoda, Insecta, Lepidoptera, Papilionidae.